AACUAUCCUUUCAAUGUAUACAAAGUUGAAGCUUGCCCAUUGAACAAAACUCUGUGGGAUAUAGCCUCAAAGAGUCUUAAAUGCAGAACAGACAGCACCAACAAAUAUAGAUACCAUUGUCUACCUAACAGUAACCAUACAAAACUUGUGGAGUUUUGUUUUAAUGCCACUCGAUAUGGUACCCCUCAAAUAAAUGAUGCAUUUGAUUGCUAUGUGCUGUCAGGAACGGGGGAUCUGAAUCGAUAUGCUUGCACAAAUUCCUCCAAUAGUUGUCCAAAAGGUUUCUACUAUAGUGAUGAAAUUUACAAGUAUCCUGAUUGUUUUCUGAUAAAUGAUUCUUCUUUGGGUGGCUCCACCAGUACAGAUAGCUCUAAUAUUAGUCAGACAACCGUUAAAAUUGCUGCUACCUGUAUAACAGCUGCGAUAUUUGUCAUAGUCCUCCUAACAGUGUUAUUUUUCUGGAGGAGGAAUCGAAAAAGGGGAAAACAUGUUCAAGAUAAAGAAAGCAUUUUCUACAAAGUUAAUUGUUGGAGGCAUGGAAAACAAGCAAAAAAGGAAAUUGGUGAAGUGGAGGAUACACAGAUGAAGUUAAUAGCAGGUCAAGAGGAAACCCUGGUAAAAAGAACUGAAUCAUCGCCUUCCCUUGCAUCAAAAACAUCAUCAACAUUAAAGAAAAAAGAAGAUAUGAUGAAAUAUACGGAUGAUGUGGGAACAGAGAAGACUAGUCCAGAUGAUACAGUUGCUAUAAAUAAAACUGGGGGUACUUCAUCAGAGGAAACAAAUAGAAAAACAUUGGCUGUUGUUGAUGUUCAGUCUGACAAUGAAAGACAACAGAGACAAAAGAGUGGUGAUUCAACAUCAUCAUAUUCAGCUUUUCAGUGGCCAGUAUCGCGUGGAGCAACGUCAGCCAAGAUAAUUCAACCUUCGGAGAGGCACAUCAAAGUAAAUUUUAAAGAUACGAUUAUUCUUCUGGGAGAAAUAAGAAGUAUUGUUGAGGUUCAAGGUGUUUUCUGGCAGAAAAGAAAGGAAGAGAAAUGGGAAAACCUUAAUAUUUUAGAUGAAAAAUACAAAGGAAGCCGGGGUGAUUUAUAUGUUCCCUGUUUGAUCAUUAACAAUUGUGGAAGUGAAGAUUCGGGCGUUUAUCGCCUUUUUGUGAAGAGCAGUGAAAAAUGUGUACCAAGCAGGGAACGAAACGUUUGUGUUUUUAAAGGCAAAGAAUCUGCACCGCUGGAUGACAAGCUCAAAGUCCAAAAAGAAAUUGCCCAGUUUCUUGUACUUUUGACAGUGCGUACCUUCGUGUCAUGCAGAAUUAAAGGGAGAUUUGUUGACUUUUUGAAGAGCGUAAAAUCGUCAGUUGAAGAUAAACUAGAUGACGAGGAAAAAGAGGAGAUAGAGAAAGUUUUAAAUGGAACAUGGAGAAUUGAAGAUCUUUCGUUUGGAAUUCUGUACAAACUUCUACAGUUUGUCCUCCAGAUAGAUCCUCCUGCUAGGGGAUGGAAUGUAAAUCCUGAAAACGAUAAAAAAUCUCAACCAGAUGAUCUUGAGAGAUGCCAUCAAUAUUUAGAACAAAUUAAGAGUCCUACCAUUUCCCAUGAAAAAUUGUGCAUUAUGUGGAAUACGUUGACCGAGGCCUUACAUCGAAUUAUAAAAGAAUGUGAUGAAAUACAUCUCAUAGUGGCUGCCUUUAGAAAGAUGGUAUACUGGACAACAGUUGGAUGUACAAUUACAGCAUUGAUGCCGGAAAAUAUACUAGUUCAAAAUCGAGCACAAAUAGAGGGAUGGAUAGAAGAUGACCUUUUAUUUGAAGAAACAAGAGCAUCGCAAAAAGCAAGAGAAACUGUAAGAUCAAAGCCAAUAACAAUAUUGAUAGGUGGACGAGGUUCUGGUAAGACGUUUUUAGCAAGACACAUCGCACUUGAGCAUCAAUUAAAAGGAUGGGAAAUUGUUUCGAUAUCAUCCCCUGAGGAAAUUAGAAGAUAUGGGGAUAUGGACAAAAAGCAGAUGUUCAUACAAGAUGAUGCUUUUGGUGUAUAUGGUAUUGAUCAGGCCGCAAUCAACAAGUUUGACACAUGGAAAGAAGCUGUGUUAAAUGUCUUGCACAAAUGUUCGAAAUACAUUAUCACUUGUCGGAAGACAAUUUUUCUUGCAUCUGAAAUAAAAUCAAUUUUGUUUGAAUACAAGUUCGACUUGGAGUCCGAUGAGCAUUGUUUAACAAAUGAUGAAAAAGAACGUCUCCUUUAUCGCCACUGUGAAGAAAAGAUGGUCGCUGCAUCUGUGUAUAAAAAUGUUCAACUUCCAUCACUUCCCUUCGUGCAUAUGUUUCCAUUGCUUUGUCACUUGUUUGCGUCCAAUCCACAAGAUGUUGUCUCGUUUUUCAAUAACCCUUUUGCACAUUUGCUAGAAGAGUUUGGGAUGAUGUAUGAGCGUGAUUGCAAGAAAGUGGAUUAUACGUCAUUGGUGUUAUGUGCUGUAAAUAAUGGAAGUAUUUCUAUGGAAAAUUUUCCCAAUAAUGACAUUCGAACAGACAUUUUAGACAGCUGUGGUUGUAAUUUGGGUACUCCCAAGAGAGAAAUAAUUGAUUCACUGGAACGAAUGCUUGGGACUUACACAAAAAGAGUAGGCGAAGAAAUUUUAUUUAUACACGACGCCAUUGGAGAAGUAGCAGUUUGUCAUUUUGGAAAAAAUAAUGCAAAUCAAGUCCUCAAGCGUUUUUCCAUCACUUACAUUGUAAACUAUGUAUCCUUUUCGGUUAAACCCGAGGAAGACCUAAAAUUUGUCAUUGAAAAAAAACAUUACGGUUUGCUUGCAGAUCGAUUAAUGGAGGAUAUCAGAUGUGGAAAACUCUAUGAGAUUUUUAUGAGCAACAUAUUCGACUAUGAUGGAUUUCUUACAACAUUUGUGGCUAAAAUCAAAAGCAUGGAUAUGCCGAGGUUUAUGACGACCUUUAUUGAAAAAAUACCAGAAGAUUCUUCCUUUAAGGAGAAAAUAGACCUUGUGACCUCAUGCAAAGCAGAAGCUCACAAGGCAUCUGAGAUUUUGAAACACUUGCUGAUUCAAGAUACCUAUAUUGAAAAUCAGUCUGAGAAUAGAUCCAUAAAAACUAUCAGCUGGCUUGUAUAUUACGCUCGUCUAGAGAUAUUGCAAGCUGUAAUAGAUCGUGCAAAAGAUGGAGUAUUGAACUUGCUAAUGGGAACUUCUUUAGAAGAGGAUGCACGCCUUUUGGUUCUUGCUUGCUAUAGAGGAAGUAGAGAAGUUCUUAAAUUUUUGCUGCCGUAUUGCCAAGAAAAUAGCAAGAACAUCUGUCCGCUGAAAAGCAACACAUUAGAUACAAAUUUCCAUCGUUUUUAUACACCCCUAACUGCAGCAGCCAGCUUAGGAAAAAAUGAAUUGCUUCAGUGUUUGAUGGAUCUUAGGACAACCACAGGGGCCAACAUAAAUUCUACUGAUGGAUGGGGCGAUACUCCACUGCUGGCUGCGAUCAGGGAAAAUAAUUUGGAAACUGUCAAAUUCUUGGUAGAAAAACUAAAUGCUGACAUCAAUUUCCAAGCAUCUGAUAAAGUAACGGCUUUGUAUAUUGCUUCUGAAAAGGGCCAGGAGGAAAUAGUCGAUUAUCUUUGCUCUAAGAAUGCAGUAAUUACGAAAGCAAAAAGUCCUCGCCAUAUUGCAAAUAGGAAUAAGCAUUACAAGAUUGCAAAAAAGCUUGAGACAUAUGAGAAAAAAAAGAUUAAUUUUAAUGAAAGUGUUUGAAAACCUGAAACUUUUUUAUUGGUCCAGCACCAAGCCUUUCUUUUGCUAUCUAGAAUUAGAAUUUUAUAUUUUCUAUAUUUUGAAAUUUUUAAGGGUUACAUAAGUCGGACAUUAACUUUUCACCUAGCAAUGAAAUCUAAUACAAUUUCCGUCUUUAGAAUAUAGCAAAGAAUCUUCUUAAUGAAAAACUUAUCAAUGGGUCUCUUCCUGUUUCAAAAAUUGCAGAACAGAUUUAUCAUUAAAUCUUAAAUAGCCUAAAAAUAAUAAAAGGAGACCCUGCUGACAUAACCAGCCUCCCUUCCCCUUAACCAUUAAAAAUUGAGAGCAGGGAACAUAGAAUUAACUUGUACAUGUUGUAGGUGACCUGAACAAUACAUGUCUUUACAACAAGUAAAUUUCUGAGUGCACACAAAAUAAAGUAGUAUCUGGCAGCCAUGAUUGAAGAAUAUUCAAACAAAAUCCAUGUCAAUAAUAAAAAGAAUUCUUGCAUUCGUUUUGCGGUCCUACCUUACUUUACGUGAUUUUAUGAAAUCGAUCACUGUUCGUUGUCUUUACCUGUUGUUUUCUUUAGAAUGUUAAACGGUCAUAUUUGUCGAAAUUAUAAACUCUAGAUCUUGACAAGUAUCUAUAGACAUGCAUUUGAUUUCUGGGCAUUUAGACAAAGAAAAAAAAAAUUGUCACUCGUGAAAGUAAAAUCAUAAUGUCUGGGUUAUUAGCUUAUGAAUGAGAAUUUAUAGCAGUCUGUUUGAAACAAAGAUGGAUUCUCUUUAAGAGAUUAUGGAGAGUAGGACGACAUUGUUCUUGUGUGAGAAUUGGAGGGUAGGUCGAGUUAAGCAUCCUCUGUCUUAAAGAAAUAUAUAAUGUAUGCUUAGGUUUACAACAUCUACUUUCCAUAUGUAUUAUCAAUAUAAACAGUGUGGAAAGUUUUGGCAUUCAAAACACCGUAACACUGACCCGAAAGUCAAAAUGUUAAGCUAUGACUUUUCUUUUGACGUCGCAAACGUUGAACAAAUGAAAUGUCAUAAAACGAAAAUCACGCUCACUUUGAAGAGCAUGGCUGUUUCUUAGAUUUAGAUGUAGGAGCAUUGAAACAGGCAUAACACACUACAUGUAGUAUUCAAAGAAACGAUAUUUUCUAUCAAUCUAUCAUGAAAUGUAAAUAUAAGUAUUGAAUUGAAAAUAUUGGGCGUUCAACGUGUGAAAACACGGACGAUUAUGCAGAUAAAUUUUCUAAAUGCUCUAACGUGCAUUGUGAUGAGCACAGCUGUGUGUGUGUAUAGUGACACGAAUGUCAAAAAUUUAGAAUUCAAUUCUUCAGUGAAUAUAGUCAUUUUAGAAACAUAACUUGAAACGAUUAAGCUAGUAAAAGUUUUCUUCUCUUUUAAAGACAAUACUUCCUGCAUCCUUGCAAUGCCAGGAGCCCCGAAUCAACACAUUGCCGUGAGACCCCUGGCCAAUUUCAUUCCAUGAUAAAGGGCUUGCUUCUCACAUUGAAAAGCAGUAAUCAAAUUAAAGCUUUCGUAAAUAUUUAGAUAGUGUAAACAGAAAGGAUUCAGUUGACACCUGAAAUACACGUGUUACAAGUUAUCAUAGAAUGGCUUAAUGUGGUUGGUUGAGAGAUAAGAAAAUCAAGAUUGGUAUUUUUUCUUAGAGACAUCGCUACAGUAAGCCCAUGAACUAUUGAAUGAAAUUGGCCAGGGGUCCCAUGGCAACGUGUUGACUCGGGACCCCUGGCAUUGCGAAGGUGUACUUCCUGCUUACAAUUUUUAAAAUUCCUGUCAUUAUUUUUUGGUUCAAAUUUUUAAAGUAUGGUAUUGGUUGAGACAUCAUUCACUGAAAGAAUAGAAAUCAUAUGAUGUUCAUCACAAUAGACGACAUUAUUUUCAUAUCUGUAUGAUUUUACGUUGUUGGUAACUGUUCUUGUGUAUGGCUGGAUUAAAAGCACAUUUAUUUCAUCUACAUUAACAAAUCGGCAUCUGGAAUACGAAUUUUAAGAUUUGUCGUAUAAAUUUUAAGAAACAAUUUUUUUAAAAAUCUUGAAGAAACAUCAUUAAUAUUUGAUUGACUUGAAUUUAAGUAAUUAUAGUUUAAUUUUAGAGAUAGAUUAUAUAUUACUACUUAAGAUUUAAAUACUAAACAAUUUUAAAAUGUGUUAUUUCAUUUUAAUAUACUUGAAUGUUUUUGUAAUUGUAAUGGUUUU
Molecule: messenger RNA, 5947 nt
Organism: Saccostrea echinata
Lineage: Eukaryota; Metazoa; Mollusca; Bivalvia; Ostreida; Ostreidae
Exons: 13
Coding region: 583-3747 (1054 amino acids)
Molecular function (GO): protein binding
Source: RefSeq, a predicted model, not a curated record